Molecule: messenger RNA, 6566 nt
Organism: Paramuricea clavata
Lineage: Eukaryota; Metazoa; Cnidaria; Anthozoa; Malacalcyonacea; Plexauridae
Source: the annotation of a GenBank genome assembly
AUGGCAACUCUAUCCUCAUCUGGCAAGGAGAUAUUUCCUCAAACAGUCAGAAGUAUAGAGAGUUACUUCAAACAAAAGGAAAUACAAUUUCAACAUGGUCACACAACUAUAAUAGCGAAAUGUCCAUUUUGUGCUACCAUCUCGAGCAGGGAGUCGAGGACUUCAGCAGUUGAGAAUCUGGGAUCAUUUAGUUUGUUUGUCAACAAAACAACUGGUAGUCAUGUAUGCAACAGUUGUGGCACAUCAGGGACUUGGAAGCAACUUAAGGUAUAAUAUCGGGGGUCUAGAUCGUUACUAGGCUAGAUCGAUAAAGAAACUUAAUAACCAGUGUAAAAUUGGCACCAUAUUCAACUACACGUUCACCACCACGUUCAAAAACACAUUCAAAAAAUGCCAAUGGCUAAUUUCAAUCACUCAAAACGACAAAACUAUCAAAGCGCUAUUUUCUCCCACAUGAAACAUCUUAAUGCAGCAAAAAACGAUAGAAAUACGUAGAACGAAUUUAUCUUUAAUUUGAGCUAUUAAACUUAUAGUUCCAAGCCGUAUAAGGGCAAAAAUUUCAUUUUUUCAUCAAAACAUAAAUUAAAACUGGAUUUCUUAAAUUAAUUGAAAAAGUCGGGAAUACAAAACUAAUCGUACCUUAGCCUCUAUUCUGUCCGAUUUUUUCAAACUUCCAUGUAUUGUACAACUUUAUAUGUACUUUCCUACGAUACUUCAUUCAUAUUAUGCACUUGAGCUUAAAGGCACAGUUCAGCCUGUUGAACGAUGGUUUUUAAGGCGCAUUUCAGCCCUUUUAAUUGAAAAAAAUAACUAGGAAAAUCAAUUAAGCAUAAUUCAAGAUCACCAAACUUAAUGUUUUUUAACAUUUUUGUAUCUGCGCGUAGCGCAGAUAUAUUGCUAUCGCGUCAGUCAGUAAAGUAAAGUAAAGUUAAGUUAGUAAGUUAAGUUGUUAACUCGUUAAGUCCGUCAGCCUUGUUUUGAAGACCUGUUCGCAGGCUAGAACAGCUUUAAAACAAGAUGGCGUCUUUCGAAAAACUUUCAAGAGUAGUAUUAGUAAUCGUGGUAUCAAUAGACUUCAUCCUGACUUUAUUUUGAUAAAAUCUUCAUCUAUAGCAGUCUUGCACUGAUAUAACUCUUACAGUCAAACCGGAUGUUCUGUUCCCAUGAGUAUUGCAACAUUGCAAUCAAUCUUGCAAUGUUGAUUGCAAAUUGUUCCGAGCAAAUUACACGCAAGUAUGCAACUGUCAUUUUUUCAAGUUCCUAUCACUCCCGUGUUGGGUCAAGAGAAUAACAAAUCAAAAGGACUAAUAUCUUGCCUACCACUUGACAAAUUAAAGGUAAACUGGAAUGUAUAGAGAAUAUUUAUACAUGGUUGUGCGGAAAUAUGUAAUUUAUUUCGAGUGUUGAAGAGAAUAUUGCUAACGAGUGAGCGUAGCAAAUUGCAAGUUGCUCCAUUAUGUGAUUUAAUAAUCUAAAUUUUUGAGUAAUUAGGUCAUGGACAUAUUGUAAUUAUUAUGAGUAUUUACUAUUUUAUCUUCGUAUCAAACCAAAUAUAUAGCAUUGCGAGCUUUAAUUGCCAAUUGGUAUUAAACUGUGCCAGUUUGAGAACAUAAUUAUUAUGUUUACAUAUUUAAUUUAACUACCGCCAAAUAAAUCCCUCUUUGGCACUGAAUUUUGCAUGUUACUUAGUAUUUUUGUAUCACGUUAUGAUUAAAAUGGACAUAUUUCUUGAAUAAUACUUUUAAUCUGUCAAAUAAGAGGAAAAAUAUUAGUCCUCAUACUUUGUUUUGGAUUUGUUUUGGGGUAUCAAAGCCUUGGUAUUUCCAGAGGGUAUUAAAAUACAAAAUUAGCCUGUGACAGUAUGCUCCUGAUUUUACUUCAUAUUCGAUUUGAACAACACAAGUUCUACAACAAAAACGUACACGAUGUACUGUGCAAAUAUAAAACGUCAUAUUUAUAGAAUGAUAUUUGAUUGACAUGUUUACGCCACGCAUUUCAUACCGCACGGGUUUUCCCUGAGUUUUUAUAAUCAGGGCUUGCAUUUCCGGCAAUUGUUUUAUGGUUGAAUCUUCACGAAACAAUUACAAAUUUUAAAUAUAGACAAGCAAAUUAUAUUUGCGUGUAUAUCUUGACUGUUAUUUAAUGGAGGCCUCUGAAACUUAGCUAAACUAUAAAAACAAAGUAUAGUAUAAACGUAGCCCUGUUGUUUUAAAUGUCAGAAACUAUUAUUAGCUCAUGACUCCAUGUACAGACGUCUAAUCCCACGUCUUUGAAUCCACACAUUUUACAGCCUUAAUUAAUUAUUUUCUUUAAAUUGUUCUUAAAAGUAAUGAACUGUAUGAAUAGCAGAUAUUUAGCUCCAGAUAAAAAGAAACAUUUUUGUAUGAUUGUAAUCAGUUGUCGUGAUUCGGGAUAUAAAUGGUUCUCGUCCUCUUAAUUUAGAAGUCACUGGUUAAAUGUAAAUAUUAUAUCUGAAGCAGGCAUAUAAUUUCAACUAGCACAAUUUCGCACAAUUGCUGUAAAAAUGUGAUUCCGAGAAUGCAACAUCAAUGCAGUAAAGGCCUGAUUCCACGAGCGUUUUUUCUCGGCGAAAUGCGAAACAUUUCUACUUACUGCGAAAGGGGACAAAGUGGGACAAUUCAAUACAAUCGCUCAUGUGCAACCAGCGUAUUUCGCAGACACAAGUUCUCGUGACGAAUUUCGCCGUCGUGGAAUCAGGCCUUAAGGUCCAGAUCGAUUGGUCAAAAACAUCAUUUAUAAAUAAUGUCUUAUUACAAGGAGACAAAAUGUACUUGCAAGCUCUGAAUGAUGGCUUUGUUGUCUUAGAACCUGCUGUCGAAUUCUUAUCUGUCGAUAAUUUACCUAAACUUGUCAGUGUUUCAAGUUGUAUACAAACAUGUUUCUUACAAGGUAUGUGAUUCUGUGAUCGACACAAGUAAUAUACCACAUGUAGUGCAUGCAAAAACAACUACAACACCUGUGAAUCCUUUUGAUACACAAAAUAAUGAUACUAUAAACAGUCUGCCCACAGGCCUGAAUAUUAGCGGCCGGUCACGGACAUUGUCCGGUACAAUAAUGUUAUAGCGCAUCUAAAUAUUUGGAAAAUUUAAACUUGGAUCAAAGUUAUCGGUCAGUGAAAAUCGAAAAAUCGCGUCGCGUUGUCGAAUCGCGUCCGGCAUGUCUGGACCUUUAAUGCGCAGAUACAUGUACGCGGUCGCGUACCUAUUUUUUGUAAGUGUGUUUUACUUUUAAGUUAAGGUUACAGAACACCUUUGAGUGUUAAUUUUGCCUAAAAUUUUUUUAUUGGUUUCAAUGAAAGCAUUAGACUAGUUCUAGAUAAGCUCUGGAUAAUGGCUUUGGAUAAUGGCUUUGUUGUCUUAGAAACUGCCCAAAAUAUACCACUGAUCGAUUGGUCAAAAACAACAUUUAUAAAUAAUGUCUUAUUACAAGGAGACAAAAUGUACUUGCAAGCUCUGAAUGAUGGCUUUGUUGUCUUAGAACCUGCUGUCGAAUUCUUAUCUGUCGAUAAUUUACCUAAACUUGUUAGUGUUUCAAGUUGUAUACAAACAUGUUUCUUACAAGAUAUGUGAUUCUGUGAUCGACACAAGUAAUAUACCACAUGUAGUGCAUGCAAAAACAACUACAACACCUGUGAAUCCUUUUGAUACACAAAAUAAUGAUACUAUAAACAGUCUGCCCAUGGUGGUAGGACAAAAUAAUAGCAUUCUAUACCCAUUGUAGUAGAGUCCAUUGAGGCAAAAAAUAUCAUUGAUCUGCCCAUUGUGGUAGAGCCCAUUCAAGGCAAAUACUAUAGAUCUGCCCAUUGUGCCAAUGUGGUACAGCCCAUUGAGGCAAAAACUAUAGAUCUGUCCAUUGUGGUAUCUAGAGCCCAUUGAGGCAAAAACUAUUGAUCUGCCUGUGGUAGAGCCCAUUGAGGCACCAACUAUCAGCAAUCUGCCCAUUGCGAUGGGGGCCCAUUGAGGCACCAACUAUCAGACUAGGGGUCAGCCAAGGGGGAGGGGGUCGUGGUAUCCUAAAUAGCUGAUAAAUAUGGAUCAAAAUACCUAUUAUUAUGGUCAAAAUGUUACAUAAUACCUAAAGCAAUCAGAAGCUGUAUACCAGACCAAAUACCCAAAAUUAGUCAUAACAUUUAAAGUAAAUAUACAGUAUACUCGAAUUAAAUACCAUUAGAUCCUAUAUACACAAAACCCUAUGGCCGACCCUACAGACUGCUCUGCCCAUUGUGGUGGAGCCCAUUGAGGCACCAACUAUCAGUGAUCUGCCAUUAUGUGCAAAGGCAAUGAGUUUAUAGUGUUCCAUUUCUAGAUGUUUAUAGCUUUAAACAAAUGUGGAAUGUUGCUAAAUCAGGUUUAAUAUUAAAGAUUCCUAGAGCAACCCAGUGUGGAUUAUUGUCUGCACAUAUAUUGACUUACCAGCAAUUACAAGUAAUAUUAAAAGCAUUUCAACGGACUUUUUGUAUAAGAUCUGAGAUAUGUCCAUUGUUAGCAUAAUAUGAAAUAAUUCUAGUGGCCUACAUAUGGCUGUGUCACUACGAUAAUGCUCACAAUUUCUUAUUAUAUAUUUUUUCAGUUCUGACUGAGUACAAUCUUAAUCAUGUCACUGAAUGGUGUCAUCUGAAGCAUAUUAAACAUAAAUGUCAACAAAUACAUUUUGUCUACCCAUCGGCAGAUUGUUCGGUUGGUCUGUGAUAGGGGAAGCCAUGAAGGUGGCAUUACAUGUAAAACGAUAAUUGGAACAAAAACCGACUUUAUAGUAUUUUUAUAUAAACAUUGUUCUGUAUUCAGUGGCAAACUCACACAUGUGAUCACCAAGUUUAUACUUUAUAGUGCACUUUUUAUAAGAUGAGAUGUAAGAUACAAUCAGGGACGCCGGAACUGGGGGGCAGGAAGGGCAGCCGCCCCCAUUGCCCUUUACCAGGAGGGGCAAGGGGGGCAAAGGUGUCCUUUCAAUUUAAAGGAUUGCCUUGGCAAAAUAGCGAAUUGUCAGAAAUGUUAGUGGAAUUCUUUUACUAAUUUGCUUCAGAAAACGCAAGAAUUGCAGUCAUCGAGCUUCAUGAAUAGCAUAAUCGCCUGGCGGAGAACCCCCUCACACCCCUAUCAUCCAAUAAAUAGAAAACAUGAUUAGGUGAAGUUCAACUCCCGAUGUUUUGCAAACAUCUCUUAGUAUAUAUCAAUUCAAAAGUGCCCUUUCACGAAAAUCUGCCACCCUUGCCUUCACAUCGUUCCGGCGUCCCUGAUACAAUUGUAGAAGGUAAUUGAUGUAGAACAUGUGUAAGACAUUAAAUCAUACAUACAGUGAAAAAGUACAUCCUGCAUGUACAUAUCGGCAGCAUUUUGCUUGCGAUAGUAAUUCCUAGUUACUGAUUUUCAAACGAGUUGUGCUCCUGCGGGUUUUAACAAAUUUUUCUCAAAUUUUCACAGGACAUAGCUAAAUACGUCAGUUUCAAAAUUGUGUUCGGCUUUUUUUUAAUUUUGGAUAUUUUAGAAAUAAAGAGCAAUUCACUCAAACAAUUGAGAAAUAUAUUGCAGUCGUCAAAGAAAUCGCCAUAUCAGCGGAACGACGAAAUAAACAAAAAUUUCCGAACACAAUAUGAACACCGUUUCGCACAGCCACAGGGAGGCAUGAAAUGAGAAUGUAUACUGCCCAACAUUUUGACAACGACGUUUUCGCUUGAUUUUUCACGAGUCGCUAGUUGAUACCGAAGAACCUUUGUUUGAGAUUGAAUAACUAAGGGAUGAAGAGUCAUCACUAAAUUUAAUAUUUCACCCAUUAUGAGUGUGUUUGUGGAAACUUACAAAACUCUCGAUCACCCUCUCUUCACCCUUUGGGACGCGCUUUCCUCAGUUUCACACAAACCGGAAAUGCUCCUGACGAAAUUCUCAUGCUAACUACUAACUACUGUACACGAAGGAAAAGUCCAAAUUAUAUUUUGUUCAUAAUUUAUCGAAUGAUAACUAACGCACAACUGAAUACUGUUAUUGAGCUAAGGAAGAGGGAUAUAAUUCACCUUAGGAAUUAAGGGCGUCUCUUCUAUCAUGAAAACACACAAUUUCGAAAACAAAAUUAAUAAACAUGAAACAUUCAAACUUGCGUCCUAUAUUUCUUCUCAUUUCUUCAAACAAAAAUUACUUCAACGCUCAUUGUGUGAAACGUGAUUUUCCAAAUAUAUGCUUUUGAAAAUUGAAAUAUUGCGUAUCCCACUCAGUGAUCUCACUUCUGACAAACAGCCAUAUUUUUGAGAUCAGUGAAGUCCACCCAUGAACCAUAAUCACGCGCCUGCGAUCAUUGAUGAACUUUAGACUUCGCUAACGCUUUCCUUUCCCCCGGUGUAAAUAGCUGGGCGGAAUUAGUACCCUCGCCCCGGGCUAACGCCCGGAACGGCUCAUGGAUUAAAAACCUAUUGUAUUUGACUAAUGAUCUUAACUAUUUUGUUAUAGUUUGGCGGCGGUGGAAAUUCACAACCUCGACAGACAACCAACGUCUCGUUUGUAAAUACAUCAUCCAAUGCACAACAAAAUGGAGAUGAUGAGGAGGAAUGGGAAUGA